This is a messenger RNA of Ilex paraguariensis (yerba mate), 2871 nucleotides long. Lineage: Eukaryota; Viridiplantae; Streptophyta; Magnoliopsida; Aquifoliales; Aquifoliaceae. The record is from the annotation of a GenBank genome assembly.
AUCCGUUUGUAUCUAUAAAUAUAUGCACAAAUACUCAAUACAUAUAUUGAGAGAGACAGAGAGGCGGAGGUGAGGUGUGGAGGAGAGAGAGAGGUGGUGGUGUAAAGAGGAUUGCUGUAUGUCAGCAGAUUGUACACACUACUGCUACGGUGGAAUUGGUGAGAUUGUUAACCCGUUGCAAUGGCCACAACUGAGGAAAAAACGACGUCUUCGUGUUGCAUUUCAGGCGAUUCUGUUCCGGUUCGCCGUCAGGCCUCUCCCGCCGUGUCGGCGGCGGAGGUGGUGCAGGAUUGGACCGGUUCAGCCAUUGAUCGUCGCGAGGAUCAGCAAAACAAGAAAGCUGCCAUGGCGUCCUUGAUUCGCCCUGAGCCUUCAACCAAUUCUACCCCCAAAGGGAUCCCUAUCAUGUUGCGGGCUCAAACCAGUCAUCCUUUGGAUCCUUUAUCUGCUGCUGAAAUCUCAGUGGCUGUGGCAACAGUCCGAGCCGCUGGUGCCACCCCUGAGGUCAGAGAUAGCAUGCGAUUCAUCGAGGUGGUUCUGUUAGAACCAGAUAAACAUGUAGUUGCUUUAGCAGAUGCUUAUUUCUUCCCCCCUUUCCAACCAUCAUUGUUGCCAAGAACCAAAGGGGGGCCAGUAAUUCCAAGUAAGCUCCCUCCCAGGCGAGCUAGACUUGUUGUUUACAAUAAAAGAUCAAAUGAGACAAGUGUAUGGAUUGUUGAGCUAACUGAAGUACAUGCGGCAACUCGAGGAGGUCAUCACAGAGGAAAAGUUAUUUCAUCACAAGUUGUUCCUGAUGUUCAGCCUCCUAUGGAUGCCGUGGAAUAUGCUCAAUGUGAAGCUGUCGUGAAAGACUAUCCCCCAUUUAGGGAGGCAAUGAAGAAAAGAGGCAUCGAGGAUAUGGAUCUUGUUAUGGUUGAUCCUUGGUGUGUUGGUUAUCACAGUGAUGCUGAUGCUCCUAGCCGCAGACUUGCCAAACCACUUAUAUUCUGCAGAACAGAGAGUGAUUGCCCGAUGGAAAAUGGUUAUGCACGUCCGGUCGAAGGCAUUUUUGUACUUGUCGAUAUGCAAAAUAUGGUGGUUGUUGAAUUUGAGGACCGUAAACUUGUUCCCUUGCCUCCAGCCGAUCCAUUGAGGAACUACACUCCUGGUGAAACAAGAGGUGGGGUGGAUCGCAGUGAUGUGAAGCCCCUUCAAAUUGUUCAGCCUGAUGGUCCAAGCUUUCGCGUUAGAGGGAACUAUGUGGAGUGGCAGAAGUGGAACUUUCGAGUUGGUUUCACACCUAGGGAGGGUUUGGUUAUACACUCUGUUGCAUAUGUUGAUGGUUGCCGAGGACGACGACCAAUAGCCCAUAGGUUGAGUUUUGUGGAGAUGGUUGUACCCUAUGGAGAUCCAAAUGAACCGCAUUAUAGGAAGAAUGCAUUUGAUGCAGGGGAGGAUGGCCUUGGGAAAAAUGCCCAUUCUCUUAAGAAGGGAUGUGAUUGUUUAGGAUAUAUCAAGUACUUUGAUGCCCAUUUUACAAAUUUUACUGGAGGAGUCGAAACUACUGAAAAUUGUGUAUGUUUGCAUGAAGAAGAUCAUGGAAUCCUAUGGAAGCACCAAGACUGGAGAACGGGCUUAGCAGAAGUUCGGAGAUCUAGGCGACUAACCGUUUCUUUUAUCUGUACUGUGGCUAAUUACGAAUAUGGAUUCUAUUGGCACUUUUACCAGGAUGGAAAAAUUGAAGCCGAAGUUAAACUUACUGGGAUUCUCAGCUUAGGAGCACUGCAACCUGGAGAAUCUCGAAAAUAUGGAACAACAAUAGCACCGGGAUUAUAUGCACCAGUACAUCAACACUUUUUUGUUGCUCGAAUGGAUAUGACUGUUGAUUGUAAGCCUGGAGAAGCAUAUAACCAGGUUGUUGAGGUGAAUGUCAAAGUUGAAGAACCUGGGAAGAAUAAUGUUCAUAGCAAUGCAUUCUACGCAGAAGAAACUCUGCUUAGAUCUGAAUUGCAAGCAAUGCGGGAUUGUGAUCCUCUCUCUGCUCGCCAUUGGAUUGUUCAGAACACUAGAACUGUCAAUAGGACUGGGCAACUGACAGGGUACAAGUUGGUACCUGGUUCAAACUGCUUGCCAUUGGCUGGUUCUGAGGCUAAGUUUUUGAGAAGAGCUGCUUUCUUGAAGCAUAAUCUCUGGGUUACGCCAUAUGCACGGGAAGAGAAUUUUCCAGGAGGAGAGUUUCCUAAUCAGAAUCCACGUGCUGGUGAGGGGUUGGCUUCGUGGGUCAAGCAGAAUCGGUCACUGGAAGAAACAGAUAUUGUUCUUUGGUAUGUAUUUGGAAUCACACACGUUCCUCGGUUGGAAGACUGGCCUGUCAUGCCCGUUGAACACAUUGGUUUUAUGCUUCAGCCCCACGGGUUCUUUAAUUGCUCUCCUGCAGUAGAUGUCCCUCCAAAUGGAUGCGACUUGGAAGCCAAAGACAACGAUGUGAAAGACAAUGGUGUAGCAAAGCCAGUUGCAAAUGGGUUGAUGGCCAAGCUUUAAAAGGAUGCUACUUUCAAAUGAACCGGUCUCUUAUGAUCAACCUACAACGCAGAAAUCGUUAGUGAAGAUUUGUUGAAUUCACUGAUUCUCUCUCUGUCUCUCUUGAUUUCGAAAUUGGAACUGUAUUUUGGUGGUGUGGUCUGCUCCUGUUUUUGUAUAUGUGCGUUUCAGACUGCUGAUUUGUUGAUUAACCCAGGAGAGGAGUGGAUUGUUUAUUUUUUGUUUCUCAUUUGGUCUUUGUCAAAAGAUUUAUUCAAGACAUGAAUGGUCAUGUGUCCCCAUCCCAUCCCAUCCCAUCCCAUGAUGAAAAUUCGUUUUGCGAAGAUUCGAUCACAUUGCUGUGCAAAUUCC